AUGGUAAGUUGGAGUAUGGUGCAGCAUUCAAGUCCUCUUCCGAUCAGCAGCCGCCGACCGAGCCCGAAGCUAACCCUCGUCACUAGCACCCUCUUCCGGAGGAACUGGACCAUGCUCGGCGCUGUCUUUGUCGGUGCCUUCGCCUUCGAGAUUGGCUACGACAACGUGAUGAACAAGGUCUGGGACAACAACAACCGGGGGCGCCAAUGGAAGGACAUCCGGCACAAGUACAUCGAAGGUGGUGAUGAAGAGUAG
Messenger RNA from Chaetomium globosum CBS 148.51, 255 nucleotides. RefSeq lists its product as uncharacterized. The transcript has 4 exons. The record is from RefSeq and is a predicted model, not a curated record. Gene Ontology annotation, biological process: mitochondrial electron transport, ubiquinol to cytochrome c. Lineage: Eukaryota; Fungi; Ascomycota; Sordariomycetes; Sordariales; Chaetomiaceae. Bases 1 to 255 code for a protein of 84 amino acids.